AUGUCAUCCAGCCAGACUAGGGGCGUCCCCCUCUUCAACCUACCCGACGACGUCGGCUACCGACUCAUCGAGCUCCCUCCCGAGCUUCAAACCCUCCUUGAAAGCGACCAGGCCCCCGUUCUGACCCUCGAAUCCUCCCCAUCCUCAGCCCUGUUGAGAACCGCCGACAAGACCUACGCAUUGCGCCAAAAGAACACAUCCAAUGCCCUCAUCAUCCUGAAGCCGCACACCCCCGAUCCAUCCAACCCCGAAGAGGGCAUGGCGCUCAUCUCCACCAUAAAAGAGACGGUUGAUCUUGAGGCUGUGAAAGACCCCGCGGCGGUAUCGGAACCCCCAGGGCCUGCGAAGAACACUGGCAGCAAAGGCAAAUGGCACGAGCGCUUUGGGAGAAAUAGGUAG
Molecule: messenger RNA, 399 nt
Organism: Clonostachys rhizophaga
Lineage: Eukaryota; Fungi; Ascomycota; Sordariomycetes; Hypocreales; Bionectriaceae
Source: the annotation of a GenBank genome assembly